Ceratitis capitata (Mediterranean fruit fly) is the source of this 928-nucleotide messenger RNA. RefSeq names its product attacin-A-like. The record is from RefSeq and is a predicted model, not a curated record. The coding region runs from base 107 to 676 and encodes 189 amino acids. NCBI's taxonomy places the organism in Eukaryota, Metazoa, Arthropoda, Insecta, Diptera, Tephritidae. The transcript has 2 exons. Gene Ontology annotation, biological process: defense response to bacterium. Gene Ontology annotation, cellular component: extracellular region.
CAUUUAAUUGAAUAAACAACGGAACCAAAUUUUUAAAUAAGAAGUUUUGACUAUUUUUUUCUUUUGCAAAAAAUAUUUGUUUUAAACUCUUUACAUAAAUAAAGCAAUGGAAUGCGAUAUUAUUGGUUCAACAAAUCCAGGAAUUGUAAAUAAUCUCCGAGUUCAACUAACGAAAACUUUUUUGAGAAACAACAAAUUUAUAACACUUGGCACUUUUUUCGCUGCUGACGCUAUCGAAUGGGAGGGUAACAUAGGUGCCUUUUGUAAAGUAAUUGGGGAGAGCAUGAUUUUCUCAACGCAAGUCACAUCAGGUGCGAAUCUCUUUCAAUCGAUUUCGAUUGGCCUGGAAAAAAGUCUUUUCCAAAAUACAACGCAUGAUUUGAACAUUUAUGGCUUGAUUUCCAGUGCAGAAGUGGAAGAAAUUUUUCGAUUCAAUUCUUGUCACAUCGGAUUAGAUUACAAUGAUUCUAACGGUCAUGGCGUAAAAGUGGGAUUUUCUUUUCUACCAAUACCAUUUAAUACUUGCCUUAGUGUGGCAGUCAGAAUCAAUCUAUGGACCUCAGUCAAUAGUGCGACGUCUCUUGACUUUUCAAUAAACGCAAGACGCGUGUUUGCUGGCUUUUUCCCCGCAAUGAAUGUGUUCAGUUGCGGUUUGGGGUUUAGUCACAAUUUUUAGAUUCCAAGUUCUUUUAUACCUGCGGAUAAAUGAAUGUUUGGGAUUUGCAAGAGUGCAUCAGAAAGUAUGUGUGUAUGUGUGUAUACUUACAAAAAGUAAUUUUAAAGAAAUAAUUAUUGUUAUAUUUGUUCGUAUGUUUUACUUUUAUUAAUUUUUGUAUUGUAUGUCAGUCUGAUUAUAUAUGUGUAUGUAUGUAUACUUUUAAAUUGUAAAUAUAUCAUAUUGAAAUAAAUAAGUAAUAAUAAAAUGAGA